Orycteropus afer afer is the source of this 2181-nucleotide messenger RNA. It is a transcript of the gene CCDC170, whose product is annotated as coiled-coil domain containing 170. Gene Ontology annotation, cellular component: Golgi apparatus. The record is from RefSeq and is a predicted model, not a curated record. The coding region runs from base 1 to 2181 and encodes 726 amino acids. Gene Ontology annotation, molecular function: microtubule binding. The transcript is spliced from 11 exons. NCBI's taxonomy places the organism in Eukaryota, Metazoa, Chordata, Mammalia, Tubulidentata, Orycteropodidae. Gene Ontology annotation, biological process: microtubule cytoskeleton organization.
AUGAGCCACCGCGGCAGCGGCUCCGCGCGCUGCAGGCUCCUCGACGCGAGUCACGCCACCGCCCUCGGCGCCUCUUCGCCGGUGCCCGAGGAAACUUACGAUCAUCUUUUGGAAGUUCCGGUCACUCGGGAGCAUCUGAACCACUACAGGAAUGUAGCUGAAAAUGCUCAAAGUGAACUCGCAGCAACUUUGGUCAGAUUUGAAUGUGUUCAGUCAGAGCUUCGAGACCUCCGAUCCAAGGUACUUUCUAAAGAAGUUUGCUGUCAAGAGUUGAAAGCUGAAAUGGAGAGCUAUAAAGAAAACAAUGCCAGGAAAUCAUGUCUCCUCACCUCUUUGAGAGACAGAAUUCAGGAGCUAGAAGAAAAAUCAGCAGUACUUUCUACUUCUAAAAUGAGAACAGAAAUGACAGCUCACAAUGCCAUCAAGGAGAACCAGGGGUUCAAGACGAAAGUGAUAAAAUUAGAAGAACAAUUACAAAAGUGUUUAAAGGAAAACGAGGAGACUAAGAAUGAAGUCUUAAAGAAUUGCCGAAAACAGGAGGAAUUUCUAUCUCAACUUCGUGACUGCCUGGAUCCAGAUAAAAAGAAUGAAAAAGCGUCAGAUAAAGAUUUGAUUUUAAAGCUUCGAGAGCUGUGCAAGGAAAAUGCAUCUGCAAAAGGACGAAUUGUUACUCUUGAAGAGACCAUAAAUGUCCAUGAGAUGGAGGCAAAGGCUAGCAGAGAGACCAUUGUGAGGCUGGCUGAAGAAGUAAACAGGCAGCAGGAAAAAAGUGCCUCCUGUCUUGACGAGAAAGACAAGCGGAGCCAGGACUUGCUCAGGGCUGUGGAGGCAAAAGCAGCUCUUGAAAAGGAGGUUCAGAUCUUCCAGGACAGGCUGCUUACUGGCCAGCGGGUCUGGGAUGCCUUGAAGCAGGAGCUAAGCCAGCUGAAGAAAAGCUCUCAUGAGCUGGAGGCGAGUUUGAAGGCCAGCCUGGAUGAAGCGGCAGCCUCGCGAAGCCGGUACUCCUCGUUUCGUCAGAAAAUCGCAGCCCUUCUCAGGGGCAGCUGGGACACGACUGAGGCCACGGAGGACGCCAUUUUGGAGAGGAUACGUGAAAUGGGCAGCCAGGAAGAGAGCAGGAUAAAGAUGGUCUCUCAGCUUGAAGCCCAAAUAUCUAAGCUUGUGGAACAGUUGGCGGAUGAGACAGGGUCGCACCAGAAGUCUCUGCAGAAGGCCCAGGAAACGGAGAAGAAGUUGGAGACUCUUCAGGGCCAACUGGCACACCUGGAGGGGGAGCUGGUCUCUGGAGACUUUGUGCGCGACAACCUGAAUUUUGAGAAACAAAAAUAUCUUAAAUUUCUGGAUCAGCUUUCAGAGAAAAUGAAGUUGGACCAGAUGGCUGCUGAACUUGGCUUUGACAUGCGUCUGGAUGUAGUUUUAGCUCGCACCGAGCAGCUGGUCCGCCUUGAGAGCCAUGCAGUCAUUGAAAACAAGACGAUCGCCCAUAAUUUACAGAGAAAGCUAAAGACUCAGAAGGAACGGUUGGAGAGCAAAGACCUGCACGUGAGCCUCCUCCGGCAGAAAAUAGUCCAGCUGCAGGAGGAGAAGCAGAUGCGCACGGCCUUGACCAUGGAGAGGGACGAGGCCACUCUCACCCUCAGGAAGGUGGAGAAGAAGGUGGAGAGGCUGCAGAAGGAGCUGAGCGCGUGUCGAGAAUCCAACACUGAGCUCAAAGCCAAACUUGCUGACACCAAUGAGCUUAAGAUUAAAACUUUGGAACAGAGCAAAGCCAUUGAAGACCUAAAUAAAUCCAGAGACAAAGUGGAGAAGAUGAAGGAGAAGGCUGAGAAGGAGCUCCUGUCAGUCAAGGCAGAACUUGACACCACAAAACAGGAGGCGAGGGAGCAUAAAGAGAGGACCCAAAACACGAUGGAAGUGAUAACCAGUGAAAUGAAGACCCUAAAAAAAUCUCUGGAAGAGGCAGAAAAGAGAGAGAAGCAGCUGAUGGACUUCAGGGAAGUAGUUUCUAAGAUGCUGGGCUUGAAUGUGACCAAUCUUGCACUUCCUGACUAUGAAAUCAUCAAGUGUCUUGAACGACUGAUCCACUCACAUCAGCACCACUUUGUCACCUGUGCCUGCUUCAAAGAUGUGAUCUCUGGGCGAGACAGGCACCAGCAAGACCACUUAAAACCUCUUCAUUGA